UGCUAUUUACACAUAUAAACAUAUAUACACAUAUAAACAUAAACCUACAUACAUACAUACAAAGUUACUUGCAUACUUGACUAGCUAGAAAAGUUCAAUUGAAUCGGUCAUCGGCUGAAGAACGGAUCUGCUUUUAGUGCACUCAUAAAUUUAACAUCUUUUUUUAUGAAAUGCCAAACGAAAGGCAGCACUCUGACGAAGAGGAUCAAAAGCAAAAUCUAAUUAAUAUGAAAGUCGAGCCCGAACGUCGUCAACAUGUUCCCUAUAUUUUGAACGGUGAACUCUAUCGUAUCGAAAGUCAGAAUGGCGAUAAUGUGACAGUAAGGUGCUGCUAUUGUCCGCCGGAUCGUAUUUAUCGCGGUAGCAUACGCUCUACAGGCAACUUUCAUAUGCAUAUCAAGCGCCGACAUGUAUCUUUGAUGGGUAAAUUGCACGAAAUGAAGGUGGCAGCUUUGCUCGAGCGACGUGAUCAAAUUGCCAAGAAUCGUCGCUUAGCCAAAUGUCGUAAGAAAUCAACAAGUCCCGUUGUAGCUUCGGCACCAUCUCCAACGCCAAUUGCAACUACAACAACGCAUCAGCUGAAAAUAAAAAAGGUUUUUCAACGACAUAAACAAGAACAUCACGAACAGGAGGAAGCGGCAGCCAUUCGAAGCUCGAUUUCGCUGUGCGACUCUUCGCAGGAUAACAUCAGUCAAAGCUCAGGAAACCUCUCAACGUCCCAAACUCAAGACAACAACAAUAACAAUACCAACAACAAUGAAAAUACAAUUAUCAAACAAAUGAAUAGUUCACAAAAUCUGGAGGAUUUAAAGAAGCCGUCAGAUAAUUCAACAAUAUUUGAAAAUAUUCAACUAACAACAGUUACCGAGAAUUCGACAACUUUGCCUCGUGCUUUAAAUGUGAAUUUCAUCAAGCCCGAGCAACAGCAACAAGCGAUCGUUGUGCAAUCGGAAGCGGCUAUCGAUCUGAGCAGAAGCUCAUCCUUUCAGAGCGACGAUAUGCAGAGUAUUGAAUUCACCACUGCCAUACAACAAUCGAGUGGUCAAGAGUUGACUACCUAUCUGAAUGGAUCGCGAGGUGGCGACGUGCUGCUACGCAUUGACAACACAUUGCGUAAUAUAAAAGAUGAACUACAGGCGCGCAAUCAAAUCGAACACAAGCGCUUGCUUUUUGAUGUGGCCAAGUUCAAGUUCCAACAUCCCAAUUUCAACUUUAAUCUCACUUAAAAGUGCAGUUUUACUUUUGUUUCUGUGAAAUAAAUUCGCUGCAAUAUCUCAUAUCUAUAAUAUUAAUUAGCUAAUUAUCAAGUUGUUUUUCGAUGUUCAGUAUUUCAAACGGAAAUAAACCUGUAAAACCAA
This is a messenger RNA of Drosophila albomicans, 1358 nucleotides long. RefSeq names its product protein stand still (gene stil). NCBI's taxonomy places the organism in Eukaryota, Metazoa, Arthropoda, Insecta, Diptera, Drosophilidae. The record is from RefSeq and is a predicted model, not a curated record. The coding region runs from base 171 to 1226 and encodes 351 amino acids. The transcript is spliced from 4 exons.